Molecule: messenger RNA, 1380 nt
Organism: Synchiropus splendidus (mandarinfish)
Lineage: Eukaryota; Metazoa; Chordata; Actinopteri; Syngnathiformes; Callionymidae
Product: monocarboxylate transporter 13-like
Exons: 5
Coding region: 1-1380 (459 amino acids)
Biological process (GO): monocarboxylic acid transport; transmembrane transport
Molecular function (GO): monocarboxylic acid transmembrane transporter activity
Source: RefSeq, a predicted model, not a curated record
AUGAACAAUUCCAACGGAUGCACCAAUCUACAUUUUAGUCAGUUUUUCUACGUUUCCCCCUCAGCUAUAACCUCAAGUGACCCAGGAUCACAGAAGCAGAGUAAAGAAGAAGAGGGGCCAGAUGGCGGUUGGGGCUGGGUCAUGGUUGCCGCAGGCUUUGUGGCCACAGCUCUGGUUUACGGAGUCAUGCGAGGGAUGGGAGUCUUUUUUGUUGAGUUUGUCCGCUACUUUGAAGAGAGCGCUCAGACCAUCUCCUGGAUCCCGUCGGCAGCACUCGCAGUCCACCACAUAUCUAGUCUGCUGGGCACUGCCCUUUGUAAAGUAACUGAGCCUCGAUAUGUGGUGAUGGCGGGAGGCUUCCUGUCUGGACUGGGCAUGAUACUUGGCUCUCUGGCCACCAGGGUCGUCCAUCUUUUCCUAAGUAUAUCGUUUUUGACUGGUGUUGGAUGGGGACUGGUUUUUGCACCAGUUGUGUCCAUCGUCAUGGCGAGCUUCACUCGAAAACGCAACAUGGCGCUAGCUGUAGUGCUGAGCAGCAUCAGCCUUUCUGCCUUUGCUUUCAAUCCAUUGUUCCAGCUGUUUGUGGACAGCUACACCUGGAGAGGAGCUCUGCUCAUCGUCGGAGGAAUGUCCUUCAACAUUGUGGCCACUGGAGUUAUCAUCCGUCCACAGUUACCGGCUAAAGCACCGGCAAAGGUGACAUCACAGAGACUGUCGGCGUCUGCUGUGCUGCGACAAAUCUCCUCCUACCUGGAGCUGCCGCUGCUCCUCAAGAGGGCUUUUGUCACGUAUUCUGUUGCAUGCAGCUUUUUCAUUGUUGGCUACUAUGUGCCCUUUUUCCAUCUGGUUGCUCACAGUCAACAGGUUGGUUUCUCAGAAUACCAGUCAGCUUUUGUGGUGUCUACCGCAUGUGCCGGCGAACUGGCGGGUCGUUUUUUGUCGGGUUACAUAUCGGACAAGAACUACUUUCGCUUAGUGCAUUUGGUGAACUUCUUUGCAGUAACACUAGGAGUCAGCAUCUUGCUACUGCCGCUGCGCUGCUUAGCAGGCUCGUACCCUGCACUGGUGACCAUGAGCCUGCUCUACGGCCUGAACGCCGGGGCCGUGUCUACUCUAGUGUACAGUAUCAUCCCACUUCUCACCGGGCCCGAGCGUAUGAUGGGAGGUCUUGGGCUUUUACAACUCAUCACAAGUUUUGGAGGAGUGCUGGGGGCGCCGUUGUCAGGGCUGCUGAGGGACGUCACGGGGGACUACCUGAUGUCCUUUGUGGUCGCUGGAGUGUCUGUUCUGCUCUUCGUGGUCAUCAACGCAACCAUUCCUCAGUUUUUCUCCUGCACUGACCCUCCUGUUCCACAGAAACUGCUCAACACGGACCACUAA